AUGGCGUCCGAGUUUCUGGCCAUUCCCGGCUCGCCCGCAUACUCGACCUUCCGCCUAGUCGAGAUCAAAGACGCCCUCAACACAGCCCUCGCUGGCGCCGCCGUCGUCAAGAGCAUUGCAUCGCUCUACGUGCACUACGUGUGCCCCACUGACGCUGCGGCCGCCCAGGUGCUGUCCCAGUCCGGCAGCGCCGAAAGGAGGUAUCUGGAGCAGCUGCUGCACUAUGGCGAGGAGGACAAGGACACGGAGAGGUUGGUGAGGGUUGUAACUGGCACGGGGAAGGCAGAUGGGUCAGUCUGGUGGGUGUGUCCGAGGGCGGGCACGAUUAGUCCAUGGUCGUCGAAGGCGACGAGUAUUGCGGCGGUGUGUGGGUUGAGCGGUGUCAAGAGGAUUGAGAGGGGCGUGCUGGUGGAGGUGGUGUUUGAGGAAGGGAGGGAGUGGACUGGCGCGGGGUUCCCUGGUGCGGAGGCGGUCUAUGAUCGCAUGACACAGACCCUCUCGCUGCAGCCUCCAACGUUCGAGGCGCUCUUUGGAACUCACGACCCUCUCCCAGUCGGCCGUGUAGACCUCCACUCCGCAACCUCAACACCCCUAGAGUCCCUACAGAAGGCAAACAAGGAGCUCGGCCUCGCACUCGACCAGAGUGAGAUCUCGUACCUGCUUGAUGCCUUUUCAGCCACCGGCCCGUGCCCACGCGACCCCUACGACGUCGAGCUGUUCAUGUUCGCGCAGGUCAACUCGGAGCACUGCCGCCACAAGCAGUUCAACGCCUCAUGGACCAUUGACGGCCAGCAGAAGCCGAACUCUCUCUUUGGCAUGAUCAGGAACACGCAUAAGCUCUCGCCGGACCACACCGUCUCGGCGUACUCAGACAACGCGGCGGUCUUACAGGGGAAUGAGGCGGUGCAUUGGGCGCCCGAUGUGAACGGGGAAUGGAAGCAGACGAAGGAGAUGGUCCACUUUGUGGCCAAGGUCGAGACACAUAACCAUCCGACUGCGGUGUCGCCGUACCCCGGUGCGGCGACGGGAUCGGGCGGCGAGAUUAGAGAUGAGGGCGCGGUGGGCCGCGGGUCGAAGCCGAAGGCGGGAUUGGCGGGGUUCAGUGUGUCAGAUUUGCUGAUUCCGGGCCACCGUCAGCCGUGGGAGAUUGAUAUGGGGAAGCCGAACCAUAUUGCGUCGCCGAUAGAUAUCAUGCUGGAGGCGCCCAUUGGGUCCGCAGCGUUCAACAACGAGUUUGGAAGGCCGUGCAUCAUGGGGUACUUUCGCACGCUGACGACAAGGGUUGCAGAUGGGAAGGGCGGGGAUGAGGUCCGCGGGUACCAUAAGCCUAUCAUGCUAGCGGGAGGCCUGGGAACGGUCCGCCCGAUCCAUGCGAUCAAGGAACCCGGCAUGAUUGAGCCCGGGGCAUAUCUGAUUGUGCUUGGAGGCCCGGCGAUGUUGAUUGGACUUGGAGGUGGUGCGGCGUCGUCGAUCGCAUCCGGUGAGGGGAAUGUGGACUUGGACUUUGCAUCGGUCCAGAGAGGGAACCCGGAGCAGCAGAGGAGGGCGCAGAUGGUGAUUGAUGCCUGUGUUGCCCUUGGUGUCAACAACCCUAUCCGCUCCAUCCACGAUGUUGGUGCUGGUGGUCUCUCGAACGCGCUGCCGGAGCUGGUGCAUGAUGCGGGCUUGGGCGCGGAGUUUGAGCUGAGAGAGGUCGAGAGCGCGGAUAAAGGCAUGAGCCCCCUCCAGAUCUGGUGCUGUGAGGCACAGGAGCGCUAUGUCAUGGCCGUCGCGGAGGAGGGUCUCAAGACCUUCGAAACCAUUGCCAAGCGUGAGCGAUGUGGGUUCUCGGUCGUUGGACGAGCCCAGGGCGGGAAAGAGGAGGAGCAGCGCUUGGUGCUUAAGGACCGUAACAGCGAGAAGGACCCGAAGGUCAUUGACCUGCCGAUGUCGACGCUGUUUGGAAAGCCCCCGAAGAUGACCCGUGUGGUGGAGAGCCGCAAGCUGGAUCUCCCGGCGUUCGAUACCACGCUUGAGAGCUACCUUGCGGAGAUUCCGAAGGAGGUCCUCAUCCAGGAGGCUGUCGACCGUGUUCUACAUCUGCCAAGUGUGGGAUCAAAGAGCUUCUUGAUCACUAUUGGAGAUAGGACGGUCACGGGUCUGAUCACGAGAGACCAGAUGGUUGGGCCGUGGCAGGUGCCGGUUGCGGAUGCUGCGGUCACGGCGACGGCGCUCGAGGAGGGUGUGAAGACGGGUGAAUCGAUGGCUAUGGGCGAGAAGCCGACGCUGGCGCUGAUCUCGCCGGCGGCGUCCGCGAAGAUGGCGGUGGCAGAGUCGCUCAUGAACUUGGCUGCCUCCGACAUCCAGGGCGGGCUCCCGAGAGUGCGCUUGUCGGCCAACUGGAUGGCGGCUGGGAACCACGCUGGAGAGGGCGCAGCGCUGUAUGAAGCCGUUGAAGCAAUUGGUAUGGACCUCUGCCCGAAGCUGGGUGUCAGUAUCCCCGUCGGUAAGGACUCAAUGAGCAUGAAGAUGAAGUGGACCGAGCGCGAGACCGGCGCCUCGAAGGAGGUGACGGCGCCCAUCAGUUUGGUGGUUACGGCCUUUGCGGCCGUCGGCGAUGUCAGCAAGACAUGGACACCACAGUUGAGGCGUGUUAGUGAGAUUGGUGAAAGUAAGCUUGUACUGGUUGACCUUGCCGGUGGGAAGAUGGCGAUGGGCGGAAGCGCCGUUGCGCAGGUCUUUGGACAGGUUGGGAACGAGGCGCCGGAUGUCAGGGACGUCGAGGUGUUUAAGGGCUUUUUCGAGGCCUGUGCUGAGGCCCGCGCGAAGGGCAUUGUGCACGCCUACCACGACCGCAGCGACGGUGGUCUGUUCACGACGAUUGUUGAGAUGGCUUUCGCCGGCCGUGUCGGUGUCGAUGUCGAGCUGAAGGAUGUUGCCCGCAAUGGCGAGACCAGCGGCGUGCUCGAGGCCUUCUUCAACGAGGAGCUUGGAGCUGUCUUCCAGGUCAAGGACACGGACGUGGCAGCCUUCACACAGAUCUUUGCGGCGAGGGGCGUCAAGGAUGUCAAGGCCCUCGGGUCCGUCAAGCAGGCCAACGACCAGAAGCUUACCUUUACCUACGACGCUGCCCCUGUGUACGAGGCCUCCCGCGGCACACUGCAGCAGAAGUGGGCUGCCACUUCUCACAUUAUGCAGCGCAUCCGCGACAACCCGGCAUGCGCGGACCAGGAGUAUGGGGCCAUCCUCGAUGAUGCGGACCCAGGUCUUAGCUACAACCUCACCUUCAACCCCAGCGCCCCGCUGUUUGCAACCGUCCCGACUGCGAAGCCCCGUGUGGCCAUCCUGCGUGAGCAGGGUGUCAAUGGACAUGCGGAGAUGGCGUUCGCGUUUAGAUUGGCGGGAUUUACCCCAGUGGACGUGCACAUGACGGAUAUCAUCGACCGCGGCCUCACGCUCGACAGCUUCGUGGGUAUUGCCGCCUGCGGUGGGUUCUCAUACGGUGACGUCCUCGGCGCCGGUGCCGGGUGGGCCAAGUCCGUGCUGCUCCACCAGGGCGCGAGAACCGUGUUUGAGAAGUUCUUUAACCAGAGGACCGACACCUUCGCGCUGGGUGUCUGCAACGGGUGCCAGUUCCUCAGCAGGCUCAAGGAGAUCAUUGACGGCACGGAGAACUGGCCGGUGUUUGAGCGUAACCGCAGCGAGCAGUAUGAGGCCCGCCUAUGCAUGGUGGAGGUCAAGGACGCGGCGGACGAGAAGAACCCGAGCGUGUUCUUGGACGGGAUGUCCGGGUCGUCGUUCCCGAUUGCGGUCGCCCAUGGGGAGGGGCGCGCGACGUUUAAGAGCCAGGAGCACCUGCAGAGACUGCAGGCGCAGGGCGGCGCCGUGGUCAGGUAUGUGGAUGGGAGGGGCAGGCCGACGGAGGUGUAUCCGGCGAAUCCGAACGGGUCGCCGGAGGGUAUUGCGGGUGUGAGGAGUGUGAAUGGAAGGGUGUUGGCCAUGAUGCCGCACCCGGAGAGGACGGUGAUGAGGGAGAGUGUUAGUUAUUUGCCGGAGAGGGCGAGGGAAGAGGCGUGGGAGGUGGGUCCGUGGGUUAGGCUGUUUAGGAGCGCAAGGAGGUGGGUUGGUUAG
This is a messenger RNA of Morchella importuna, 4110 nucleotides long. RefSeq lists its product as uncharacterized. Gene Ontology annotation, molecular function: phosphoribosylformylglycinamidine synthase activity. Bases 1 to 4110 code for a protein of 1369 amino acids. Gene Ontology annotation, biological process: 'de novo' IMP biosynthetic process. NCBI's taxonomy places the organism in Eukaryota, Fungi, Ascomycota, Pezizomycetes, Pezizales, Morchellaceae. The record is from RefSeq and is a predicted model, not a curated record. The transcript is spliced from 2 exons.